AUGCGGCGUUUGUCUAGUCUUGUUUGUUUCUGUUUAAUGUUGAUUGUCUUUAUAUGUCUGGUGGCCUCUAGAAAAAUGGGACAACAACUAACAACCCCCUUAAGCCUCACUUUAGAUCACUGGAAAGAUGUUACGACCCGGGCCCACAACUUGUUACUGGAGGUCUGGAAAAAGAAAUGGAUUGCUUUCUGUUCUUCAGAAUGGCCUGCUUUUAAUGUAGGAUGGCCAAAGGAUGGCUCUUUUAAUCUCGAUAUUCUCUUACAGGUGAAGGCUCGAGUUUUUCAGCCCAGCCCUCAUGGACACCCUGAUCAGACAGAUUCACUACUGUUAGACCCCCCACCAUCUUAUGCCCAACCCGCUCCCUCAAUAAGAAAAGAACAAAGGGGCCCCCUAGAGGGCUCCCUUUCCCCACCUGCUCCCUCCCCAGACUCCACUGAACCGGAGGCGGGUCCCCAGGUGCUACUGCAGCCUCUGGCUCCCUCACCACCUCCCAGUAGUCAUAUGCGCCUCCGCCGUGAUCAAGGAGGGGACACUGAGGGGGUCUGGACAGCCCAUGCUCUUCCCCUCCAGACAGUGGCCGGCCAAUUUCAGUAUUGGCCUUUUUCCGCUUCAGACUUAUAUAACUGGAAAACUCACAACCCAUCCUUUUCACAAGACCCUCAGGCCCUGACAGGCUUGAUUGAAUCCAUUCUGUUAACCCACCAGCCCACUUGGGACGAUUGUCAGCAGCUCUUACAGACUCUCCUCACCAUGGAGGAACGGCAGUGGGUGUUCCUAGAGGCUCGCAAAAAUGUUCCAGGAGAAGAUGGCAGACCGACACAGUUGCCUAAUGAGAUCGAUGAAGUGUUCCCGUUAACCCACCCUGAUUGGGACUUCAACACUGCAGCUGGUAGGGAGCGGCUCCGUCUUUAUUGCCAGGUUCUGUUGGCGGGUCUCAAAGGGGCUGGAAGGCGCCCCACCAAUUUGGCCAAGGUACGUGCGAUAAUACAGGGGGCUGAGGAAACACCCACAGGAUUCCUAGAGAGGAUGAUGGAAGGAUAUCGUAUGUAUACGCCCUUUGACCCCUCUGCUGCAGAUAGGCAAUCCAAUGUCAUCAUGUCCUUUAUCGGGCAAUCAGCCCCAGACAUACAGACUAAGCUACAGCGGUUGGAGGGACUUCAGGGGAUGAUGAAGACUAGGACAGUCAGGGCCAGGAGCCCCCCCACCCCCGAGCCCCAGUUAACCCUUCGAGUGGGGGGCCAACCAGUAACCUUCCUGGUUGACACCGGUGCCCAACAUUCGGUCCUAACUCAAUCAAGAGGUCCCUUGAGUUCUAAGACGUCCUGGGUGCAGGGUGCCAUGGGAGGAAAGCUGUACCGAUGGACAACUGAGCGAAAAGUACACCUUGGGACGGGGUUGGUCACUCACUCAUUCCUCCUAGUUCCAGACUGCCCCUAUCCAUUGUUGGGGAGAGACCUCCUCUCAAAAGUAGGAGCCCAGAUUUACUUCCAAGAAAGAGGGGCCUCCGUUAGGGGACCCCAAGGACAGCCCCUCCAAGUUCUAACUCUGCGCCUGGAGGAUGAACAUCGAUUACAUGAAAGCCCUCAGUCAGCCCAGAUCGACCCUCAAUGGUUAUCAGAUUUUCCCCAGGCUUGGGCGGAGACUGCAGGAAUGGGACUGGCUGCAAACCAGCCCCCCAUGAUCAUUAGACUUAAGCCCUCGUCUACCCCGGUGAUGAUACAUCAGUAUCCACUAAGCAGGGAAGCCAAAAAUGGAAUUAGGCCACAUAUACAAAGACUGCUACAAUUGGGCAUCCUAAAACCAUGCCAAUCCCCAUGGAACACCCCCUUAUUGCCAGUCAAAAAGCCCGGGAUGGGGGACUAUCGUCCGGUACAGGACUUAAGAGAAGUAAACAAGAGGACAGAGGACAUACAUCCUACAGUGCCCAAUCCCUACAACUUGCUAAGUACGCUGCCCCCAAGCCACACAUGGUAUACAGUGCUAGAUUUAAAAGAUGCUUUCUUCUGCAUGAGACUAAGCCCUCAGAGUCAGCCAAUCUUUGCUUUUGAAUGGAGAGAUCCAGAAUCAGGUUUUUCAGGACAGCUCACAUGGACGAGAUUACCACAAGGAUUCAAAAACUCCCCGACCCUGUUUGACGAGGCUCUACAUCAGGUGGUCGAUUUCAGAGUCAGCCAUCCUCAGUUCGCUCUUCUGCAGUAUGUAGAUGACCUGCUCCUAGCAGCCGAGACUCGAGAUGACUGUCCAAAAGGUACCGGGGCCCUUUUAAAAAGGCUAGGGGAAUUAGGGCAUAGGGCCUCAGCUAAAAAGGCCCAAAUUUGUGUCAGACAAGUGACCUACCUGGGCUAUAAGCUGGAAGGAGGACAGAGGUGGCUAACAGAGGGUCGUAAACAAGCCAUCACCCAGAUCCCGCUGCCCACAAGUGCACAGGCCCUGAGGGAGUUCUUGGGAAGCACUGGAUUUUGUCGCUUAUGGAUACCAGGAUUUGCUGAGCUGACAGCCCCUCUGUAUCCCCUUACCAAGGCCAAUGCCCCAUUCCGGUGGGAAAAAGAACAACAGGCCUUUGAUCGAAUUAAAAAGGCCUUAUUAUCAGCUCCAGCUUUGGGCCUCCCAGAUGUGACCAGGCCAUUCACUUUAUAUGUGGAUGAACGACAGGGAAUUGCAAAAGGAGUUUUUACCCAAAAAUUAGGGCCUUGGAAAAGACCGGUGGCCUACUUUUCAAAGAAACUGGACAAUGUGGCGGCCGGAUGGCCCCCAUGUCUCUGUAUCAUUGCAGCUGUGGUCAUAUUGGUAAAAGACUCUGAUAAGCUAACCUUGGGACAGCCCUUGACAGUGACGGCCCCCCAUGCCAUAGAGACAGUUAUUCGCCAGCCCCCUGACCGAUGGCUUUCAAAUGCCCGGAUCACCCAUUACCAGGCAAUGCUAUUAAAUCCCGACCGGAUUCCGUUUGGGCCGCGGUCUCUCAACCCAGCGACUCUGCUUCCGGACUCAGACUCUCACCUCUCCAUCGAACAUGAUUGUCACCAAAUUCUGGCAGAAGUACACAGGACCCGUGAAGACUUAACUGACCAACCUCUGCCAGAUGCUGAACACACCUGGUACACGGAUGGGAACAGUUUCCUGCAUAACGGUGAGCGAAAGGUGGGGGCAGCAGUAGUAGAUGGGACCACAGUCAUCUGGGUGUCGGCCCUGGAGCCCGGAACCUCAGCACAGAGGGCCGAACUCAUCGCCCUGACGCAGGCAUUGACAAAGGCCCAGGGAAAAAAGGUCAACAUUUACACAGACAGCCAGUAUGCUUUUGCUACCGCGCAUGUCCAUGGAGAGAUUUAUCGAAGGCGGGGCCUGUUAACUUCGGCGGGAAAAGAUAUUAAAAACAAAAAAGAAAUCCUAGACCUCCUACCUAAAAAGGUGAGCAUCAUCCGUUGUCUGGGUCACCAGGUGGGGGGGGACCCUGUAGCGAUGGGAAACAGGAUGGCGGAUGAAACUGCUAGGACAACAGCCUUACAAAACCAAACCCUUGCCUUAACCACAUCCCAGGAAGGGCACUUUAAUGACUCGACCGGAACUUGGGAAUACAAAAAUAAAACUAUACUGCCCCCAAAGGAUGCAAGGAGACUGGUCACUUACCUGCACAGGUGGACUCACUUGGGUUUUAAAAAGCUAGAGACUCUUUUACAGAGAGAGGAACAGUUUCAUUACAUUCCAUAUUUAUCGGGCACAAUUAAACAAGUUGUAGACUCUUGUAUUCCCUGUGCCAAGGUCAAUGCAGGCCGGUUCCAGGCAUCCGCUGGAGUCAGGAUGAGAGGAGAACGACCCGGCACCAACUGGGAGAUCGAUUUCACCGAGAUCAGGCCUGAUAAAUACGGAGUUAAAUAUCUCCUAGUCUUUGUAGAUACUUUCUCCGGCUGGACAGAAGCCUUCCCCACCAAACAAGAAACAGCACAAGUGGUGGUCAAGAAGAUUUUAGAAGAGAUCUUUCCUCGAUUUGGGCUCCCUAAGGUAAUAGGGUCAGAUAAUGGCCCUGCUUUCGUCUCUCAGGUAAGUCAGAUGGUGGCCAAGCUUUUGGGGAUAAAUUGGAAAUUACAUUGCACUUACAGACCCCAAAGUUCAGGACAGGUAGAGCGAAUGAACAGAACGAUUAAAGAGACCCUAACCAAAUUAGCCCUAGAAACUGGCACUAAAGACUGGGUCCAACUCCUUCUCAUGGCCCUGUUUAGAGCUAGAAACACUCCAGCAAGCCAUGGACUGACUCCCUACAAAAUCCUAUAUGGGGGACCCCCUCCUAUAGCAGAUUUCCUUGACCCUGCCAUUGAUUCCUUUGCAAAUACCCAAAGUUUGCAGGUGCGGCUGUGAGCCCUACAACUCAUCCAGAGACUGGUGUGGAAGCCCUUGGCCGCCGUCUAUACAGCUGGGAGCUCCACAGUCCCACACCCCUUCCAGAUCGGCGACGAAGUGUACGUGAGAAGACACCAAUCCAGGACCCUCGAGCCUCGUUGGAAGGGCCCAUACACUGUGCUGCUGACCACCCCCACAGCAGUAAAGGUCGAUGGCAUCGCUGCCUGGAUCCAUGCCUCCCAUCUUAAGCCAGCACCCCAGCCGGGACCCUGCUGGAAAUUGGAAAAGACUAGUAAUCCCCUUAAACUUCGAGUCCGCCGAGCUGGUAUUGUUUCUCCUACUGGUACUUUUACCCUGUAA
Onychomys torridus (southern grasshopper mouse) is the source of this 4692-nucleotide messenger RNA. RefSeq lists its product as uncharacterized. Gene Ontology annotation, biological process: DNA integration; proteolysis; virion assembly. The record is from RefSeq and is a predicted model, not a curated record. Lineage: Eukaryota; Metazoa; Chordata; Mammalia; Rodentia; Cricetidae. Gene Ontology annotation, molecular function: nucleic acid binding; RNA-DNA hybrid ribonuclease activity; aspartic-type endopeptidase activity.